Messenger RNA from Fusarium subglutinans, 429 nucleotides. RefSeq lists its product as uncharacterized. The transcript is spliced from 3 exons. The record is from RefSeq and is a predicted model, not a curated record. Lineage: Eukaryota; Fungi; Ascomycota; Sordariomycetes; Hypocreales; Nectriaceae. Bases 1 to 429 code for a protein of 142 amino acids.
AUGUUUCCCACUCUGAUGAGACGUAUGGCCUCGUCUUCAAAAGACAGCCUUCUCAAGAAGGCUCCUCUGACGGUGGCAACCAAUCCUUAUAAAGCCCGAAAAGUGUGGCCUCCGGACUUCAAGCAGCUUACUGUCCAGCAACAACUCCGGUUUGAGAAGAAGUACAAACGUCGCAUUAUCCUAGCAAGUCGAGCACCGCGAUGGGUGAGAUUUGUCAAGACUGCUCAGCUCCUAACGAUUGUUGCUGCACUGAUCUGGAUCUGCUUCUACUCCGAGUUUGAAUGGUGGGGUCAGAAGUAUAAGCCUUCCGAAGAGAUCCGUAAGAAGACACAAUAUCUAUUCGGCACAGUCGAUCCGGAGAAGCGAUACGAACGACGACCAGAUGCGCCGCCUUUUCAUCCCCCCAAGGACGAGCCAGAAUCAAAAUAG